GAUAGCCUGAAGAAUUUGGAGCGACUGCUCCGAAAACGAUGGCAGUCCGGGACGGAUUGAGGGAGCUCUACGGAUCUCGCGGAGGAGCUGUACAUUAUGACCGGUUUCGUCCUGGCCCACGACUCUCCCUCCCAGAACCGAAGUUCAACUCCAGCAGCUUGGCACGGAUCCCCCACCAGCACGACAACGGCGUCCCCAAAAAGAGAGUUCUCUCCGCCACACUGGGCUGGAGGCCUCAUCUGUCCGACAGCGUACGAAUUAUCGCCGGGAAUACCGGUAUUGCUAAAUCCGAGGCCGAAGUAACUCAUUAUGGUCUGACCCCCGAGCUUGUCUGCUACGAGCCCGCUCCAUGCGAGUGGCACGACUGUGUGGCUCUGCCUGAGCUCGGCUAUGAUGGCCUUCGACCUGCACGAGCACGCCCUAAGAUGAACUCCAGCACUCGUUGUUGCUGGCUGUCAAGAGAAGCCUGAAGUGGAUAAGUCAUUAUAAAGAUUACUGCAGAACAUCAAAUUAUAUGGCACAAGAUUUUGUCUAUUAUGUUGGUCGUGUUGGUGGCUCAUGUGAUUCUUUUGAUCAUGAUCGACGAUUAUAUUCUGUUGGGGAUGAUUGGUCGUCAUUGACGACGUCAUAUUGCUGGUUCACUAGAUCCGAUCGGUUCUGUUGGUCAUGCUAGUUCAACCAGCCUGGUUGCUGGCUCUGUCGACUGCUUUCGUUGGGUGUUAUUUUCGGUGGUUUCUUAUCUCCAUAGU
This is a messenger RNA of Perkinsus marinus ATCC 50983, 749 nucleotides long. RefSeq lists its product as hypothetical. The record is from RefSeq and is a predicted model, not a curated record. NCBI's taxonomy places the organism in Eukaryota, Perkinsozoa, Perkinsida, Perkinsidae. The transcript is spliced from 5 exons. Bases 39 to 470 code for a protein of 143 amino acids.